Molecule: messenger RNA, 4020 nt
Organism: Aptenodytes forsteri (emperor penguin)
Lineage: Eukaryota; Metazoa; Chordata; Aves; Sphenisciformes; Spheniscidae
Product: amyloid beta A4 precursor protein-binding family B member 2-like
Exons: 7
Coding region: 315-947 (210 amino acids)
Biological process (GO): regulation of DNA-templated transcription
Cellular component (GO): cytoplasm; nucleus
Molecular function (GO): transcription factor binding; amyloid-beta binding
Source: RefSeq, a predicted model, not a curated record
AUGGGAUUCAACCAAAAUAAGUGUUGAAAUAGUGGCAGUACACUUAAAUACACUGUGCUACAAACAAACAGUGAACACUAAAUGUACAGCACUUCUUUCAGCUACUCUGUCUCAUCAUAUACUGGAGGUCUGUCUGUGUGAGUGCUUUCUAACUUGCUCUUUCUGUUUCUUCAUGCUUCCCUGGAUUCAGAGAGAGAGACUUUGCUUAUGUGGCAAGAGACAAAGACACAAGAAUUCUGAAAUGUCAUGUGUUUCGAUGUGACACACCCGCAAAAGCCAUCGCCACAAGUUUACACGAAAUCUGCUCAAAGAUUAUGGCCGAACGGAAGAAUGCUAAAGCUAUGGCUUGCAGCUCAUUGCAAGAGAGGACAAAUGUCAGCCUUGAUGUUCCUCUGCAAGUAGAUUUCCCAACACCAAAGACAGAACUGGUACAGAAGUUCCACGUCCAGUACCUGGGCAUGCUACCUGUAGCUAAACCUGUGGGAAUGGAUACUCUGAACAGUGCCAUUGAAAGUCUAAUGGCUUCCUCUAGCAAAGAAGACUGGAUGCCAGUUACCAUGAACGUUGCUGAUGCUACUGUCACAGUCAUCAGUGAAAGAAACGAAGAGGAAAUCAUGGUGGAGUGUCGUGUGCGGUUCCUGUCCUUCAUGGGAGUAGGCAAGGACGUUCACACAUUCGCCUUCAUUAUGGAUACAGGAAACCAGCAUUUUGAGUGCCACGUUUUUUGGUGUGAACCAAACGCAGGCAAUGUAUCAGAAGCUGUUCAGGCUGCUUGUAUGUUACGGUAUCAGAAGUGCUUAGUAGCCAGACCUCCUUCACAGAAAGUUCGACCGCCCCCACCUCCUGCAGACUCGGUGACUAGAAGAGUUACAACUAACGUAAAAAGAGGAGUGUUGUCCCUCAUUGACACUUUGAAACAGAAACGCCCGGUCACCGAGAUGCCAUAGCUGCAUAAGAGAGAAGAUUCUCCUAACAUUUAACUGAAGAUAACAGUAGCUACACUAAGGAAAAUGAACUGACGAUGUCUGGCCUUCCGUUUCAAAUUGCUGAUGCUUUGUCUUCAGAGAAUUUACCCUUAUCGAAACAAUGUUAGACAAGCAUGUUCUCUCGUUCUUGCCACCAUCGUGUGAUAUGAAAAGAAGCAUGAAUAAUUUUUUUGCUGUCAGUGAGUUACAUCAUGAGCGAUGGAAGGUCUGUUUGGUUGUAAAUACAUGAACAUUACCUAAACUCACACAAAAAAAGAAUAUGGCCACGUCCCUCCCAGUGAACUCACGCUAAAGUCCUUGGAGUGAAUGAUGCCUGAGUUGAUAGUUUCACCGUCUUGAGCUGGAUUUGCCACAAACCAAUCUUAAAUCCUACAGCACUCUGCUCUGUUUUCAACACUGGAGUAGGUACCAAGUAUUAGCUACCAUUGAAUUACUGUAGAUGAAAUACCAAGUUUUAUUUUUUACAGAACUACACCUCUUAGUUUUAAAUUGUCAGCAUUGGUCUAGCAACCACUUUGACAUCUCCCUGACAUGCUUUUGAAUCAUGGUGUCAUUUUAUCUUCUGGUUAUACAUCACGGUCUUAGAGAAGUUUAGUACCAAGCCAAUGCUGAAAAAUCCAGAAGUGUUUUCAGUAAUUGAGUUGCUGGGUGAUCCACUGAAGCUUUUCAGCUUUAAACAUACAAACACAACUGUUGGCUGUUAAAUUUAUUCUCCUAAAUCUGUCAUUAAUUCAUCAAAAAUACCGUUUGUAUUUCACGCAGGGCUCAAACCAAUCAGGAGUACAAAGAACUAGUCAGUAAUUUUAUUGUCUUACAACUCUUAUAGAGACUAAAAUAUUCCAUACCUUUUCCAUACAAGUGUUUGAUGAAAUGUUCAAUUCAGCGUCUGGUUGCACAAUUCCCUCCCCCCCCUCCCCGAGUUUGUUGCUGAAUACUUAAUGUGCCACAAAAAGAACAAUCAUGUUUCUUGUUAUUUACAAAAUUCCAUGAAAUUUCUUUUAAUGCUCUUGUGACAAAAUAAGGAGAGAGUUGUUUUCGAACAGGAUAGUGCUUUGGGUGGUACAACUUGAUUUCAAUAUUUUUGCUCCAAAGGCUUCAUCUAACUGCUUUCACUGACACACUACUGCAAACCCUGACAAAGUCAGCCCAGUAUUGCCCCUUAAAAUUGUACCUCGGGCCAAUUUUCAAAUGCAGUUAUGCAUCUUGAGUCUCUCCCUUUGCCAUCUUCUGUCUAGACCUGCAGAUUGGUACCAAUUUUGGAAAUGGAACAUUACAGAUAUUUUGAACUAGCGUUAAAAAUGUUUUGCCUCCAUUUAUAGAUAUGUUCCAAAUUGUAACAGUCUCCCAAGUCUGCAAAUCUGGUCAUACUGUAAUUUUAAAAGAACAUUGGCAAGCUUGUUAUUACAAGAACUCUUUUUUUAAUUUUACUAUGCAAGAGACUGUUACAAACAAACUAUUUUCUUUUUAUUUCCUUGUUUAAAGAAAUUAAUGGCAACGCCUGGGCAAAACAACUUAGGAACACAAGGGGAAAAGAAUGAUGAUUCAAGAAAUUUCUGCACUGAAAAAAUGCAGAAAAACCAUUAAACUAAACUCGGCGUGAUGUAUGAGCAAGUGUCAGGUGAAGGCUAGCUAUGCGACUAUCGUCAUUAAGUGUAGCUCUCUAGAAUACCAGCUGAAGAGCUGAUCCGCCACCGAUCUCAAAUCUCUUUCUGACCGUGAUUCUGCACCUCAGACACCGAAGCAAUUGUUCCCCCUCCCAAGGCUCACAUUCCCGCUAUCUCCUUUGCACCAGCUCUGUUGCCGGUACAGCCGGAGGAGAAGUUGCUUGGGCCAAGUAGGCAGGGAGAACGGGAGGUGAGGGGACACAAACAACCCCACCCCUUUUAGCAGUACCAAUGGUUUAACUGACCAUGGAGCCAGAGCGCGAAGCAUGGAGAUGGCAGCUUGCAUACGUGCUUGUUUAGUUUCUAGCAUUGAUCCCAGUGACGUCUGCUAGGAGCAGUGUGGAAACUCACUGCCUGUCAUGACUGCUAUCAAAAUGUGGUGGCCAACAAUGUACCUUUAGGUAGGAUCGUGAAGUUAAGAGAGAAAAGUUUCCUUAUUCGUCAUCGUGCUAGCGAUUCAAACUUUGACUUUAUUUUAUUUUAAAUUACAGAAAAUACUUUGACAGUGAGUGUCUUUUUAAAGUUCCAGCUGGAAACGCCAGGAUUUGGGAUUUGCAACUGUUCUACAACAGUGAAUUUUAAACAGUCUAAUUAAAUUUUGUAGUUGCAUCUGCACAGUGCCGAUUCUCCCCAGGAGAGACCCGGACUCUCUUUAAACUAAACCGACACUUGGCAAACAGCAAUGUAAAGAUUCUCCUACAUCGGUGUUGUCAAGGCUAUGAACAUCUAGUUAGCUUUCACGAGCAAAGCGUGCAAUUGCAGGAAGGGCUGAGGAGAAGCCAGAGGAAUUUGAAAAGCCGUAGGUCACUUGCCAAUAUAUGUUUUAAGAGUUUUGCGUCUGUUAACAAAAUAUUGUUGAUUUUGCAAAUAUUUAAGUAGCGUGCUUAAUGGCCUGACUAUAUGUGGCCUUUUUGCUUCAGCAGAGCUCCUUAUUCUCCGAAAGAUUAAAUACACACCCAGGUGUUUGCAGAAUCAGAGCCUAGUAUUGCAAAGCCAGUUGUCUUUUGUUAAACAAUAUAUUAAGACACUCUUUUUACCAUGGCCAAAAACGUGUGUACGGGCUAUGUGUGUUUGAGCAACUGCCACUGUUUUAGUUGAUGUUAUAGCGACCCUUCAGUUAUCUAUGCAUUUUUUUUAAUAAUACUUAGUGACUGUAGGCAGGCAGCCAUGUUCACUAUGCUUUGUAUGUCUGACGCCAUAUUUUAAAUUAACCUGUUAAAUACAGCUUAAAAUAUUUUUAUUUUAUUUAUUCUAUUUUUACUGAAAUAUCCUGCAUUAUUAUGUUGAUGUAUUGUCUUUACUGGACGUGCACUUGUAACAUUCUCCACUCUGUAUACUAUAGGUUGCCUAAAAAAAGGCAGGCUUUGUAA